AUGAAAACUGACCUUUCAAUCAUGACUCUCUUCUACUCGCUUAUUUUGCUUUUUGCCGUUUCGGGAUCGAGAGCGCAGGAAACUAACUACGAUUACAAUUUCAACCCGGACGAAAGUUACGAUCCUGGAGAGCCUCAAGAUCCUACUGUUUACGAUUCAGAAGAAAGCUCCCCAGAAUCAUAUUCUUACCUUGAUGUCAGUUCUGAUAGCUCAUCCUCAGAAUCAGACGAUUAUGACUACACAGAUUCAUCUGGAGACCAAAGUAUUCUUAGCCCUGAAGAAUCCUACGAUCAAAUCGUUGAAUCUUUGAACACGACAACGACGGAAUAUCAAGAUGAUGGAUUUUUCGGCGAUAAAUUUAUUCAAAUCGCCAUUUGCGUUGGCACUGUUUUCGGAGUAACUCUUGCCGUCAUUUUCGUCUAUUUCAUCGUCCGCACCGUCCAAAGUGACGACAAGAAAUGCGAAGAAGUCCUCAACGAGUACAACAACAAUAACCAAGACGACCCCGAAAAUCCUCCUGAACCUCAAGAAGAGGAGAGCCCUCGAGAAGCCAAUUCCGAAACGAAAAUCGACGACCCUUUGCUGAAAAAUUCUGAAAGUGCUCCGAAAAAUCCUUUUGGAUGGGCGCUUUUCUACCUGUUCAACAGUUUCAUCUCGCCUCUUCCCUGGACAACAUGCGGCAACGCCUGGAACUCCGACUGCUGCACCACCAACAUUCAAACUAGCGACAACGGUUCGAGCUUUCUCGUCAAGCCAGCCAACUGCAGCGAAAACGUCACCUACCCCGAGUUAGAAUUCUGGAAGCGGAGAAGUCUUCAAGUUCAUGAGUCGCCCGGGAUCGAUGAUUUGGGAGAAAUGCGAUGGGAGCUCAUUGGACUCGUUUUUCUCGCCUGGGUGAUCACCUUUUUCUGCAUUUUUCGGGGAACGAAGAGUACUGGAAAGUCGGUUUAUGUGACUUCUACGUUUCCAUUGGUGAUGAUGAUUAUUUUGAUCAUAAGAGGAGUCACGCUCGAUGGCGCCAUGCAAGGGAUUGAGUUCUAUCUCAAGCCGGAUUUCUCGAAGCUCAAUUCGAUUGAUGUUUGGAUCGAUGCUGGUACUCAGGUCUUUUUCAGCUUCAUGAUUGGCUUCGGGAGUUGCACUGCGAUGGCGUCUUAUAAUGACUUUCAGUACAAUAGCUUCAAGUGGUCCAUUAUUCUUUGCAUCUUGAACGCUUCGGCAUCAUUUUUCUCCGGUUUCGCGAUCUUCUCUAUUUUGGGCUACAUGUCGAAACAGACGGGAAUCGGCGUCGCAGACAUUGCUGAAAGUGGACCUGGCUUGGCCUUCAUCGUUUAUCCUCGAGCAGUGAGCUUGAUGGCGGGAUCGAAUUUCUGGGCGGUCUUGUUUUUUGGCAUGUUGUUGAUGCUCGGCCUCGCUAGCCACUACAUUGGAGUCGAUGGAAUGGUCGCUAUGCUUGCUGAUAUCUACCCAAGCGUCUUCAAAACCUCGAAAAAGGGUCGACCAAUUCUUGUCGCCGCGAUUUCCAUCAUCUGCUUUCUCAUUGGAAUUCCCAUGCUGACCCAAGGAGGAAUCUACGUCUUCCAAUUAUUCGACAAAUACGGCGCUUCCGGAAUGGCAGUUCUUUGGUUUUCCUACUUCUCUUCCACCGCCAUUUCUUGGUUUCAUGGAAUUGGACCGUUUUAUCAAAAACUCGAUAAAAUGUACAAAAAGGAAAUUAAUGUUUUCGCCUUCCCAUGGACGAUGUUUGGCUUUGUGUUGAAAUACUUGACUCCUUUGGUUUGCGCUUUGGUCUUUUUCGGAAAACUUUCGGAUAUGGGAAGAACGACGUAUGACAAAGUCUACGAAUACCCUGCUUGGGCCGAUGCUAUCGGCGUUUUUAUGGCUCUCACGAGCAUGAUUUGCGUGCCGCUCGUCCUCGGAUACGAACUGUGCAACGCCACUGGAGAAACUUUGAAAGAAAAAUGGCAAUUUGCACUAAAAGAACGGCUUCCAGAGCAAACUCUAAAAGCUCUAUCGAAAAUCGAAGAAGAAGAUCGGGAAGAAUCAGAAAACAGCAAUUCUGCAAUAAUAAAACCAGCGCUUGAUUCAAAGACUGAUUUUAUUAAUUGA
Messenger RNA from Oikopleura dioica, 2106 nucleotides. Lineage: Eukaryota; Metazoa; Chordata; Appendicularia; Copelata; Oikopleuridae. The record is from the annotation of a GenBank genome assembly.